GGGACCAUCGCUCGGGGCCACUGCGAGAGAAAGACUAGGAGCACCAAGUCGCUCUCCCUCAAUCUCCCACGCUUCUGUCCCUCCUUCCACCCCCAUGGCGGCGCGUCACCUCGUUCGGCGGCGGCCCCGCAACCUAACCACCUACAGAUUCUACAAAGAACUCACAGGCCACCAGUCCGACAUGAUGUUUAUGGUUCCAGAAGAAGGCCUGAAUAAGAUGCCUUAUGGCAAAAUUCUAAGGGCAUUACGGAUUUUAGAAGCAGCCCUUCAGAGGAAUGAGGUGCCUCGGGUCACCAUUAUGGCCCACCUUAAGGUGCUGAUGGACCAACUGCAUGCUGGGCAGGACCCUUUGGGGGAAACCUCAGACACUUCAGAGGUGACCACCAUCAUCCAGAAGCACGGGGGUGUCCAGACUCUUUUAUCUCUGCUGAUGGUGAAAGACCUUGGGGGCCGAUGUUGCUUCCUGGAGACCUGUCAGCAUAACCUUAAUGUGGGCAGCCUGCAUGCAGUGACCCUCGACAUCCUCAGGAAGCUCAGCCUGGAGUUACAUUCAGGGGCACGACUAAGUGAGAGUGAUGAGGUUCUCCAGAUCCUGUUCUCCUUAAUGCUAGAUGAAGAGACUUACACCAAGGCCAUUGCCCUCGUGGAGCAUCUCCUCAUCUUCCGCAAGUCAACACUGCAGCUGAACACCAUCCCCGGCUUGGACCGCCUUAUUGCCAAGCUGGACGGGCAGUACCUGGCCAACUUCUGCAGCAUUCUGGCAGUCACCAUAUCAGAUCUGGAUGUGUACGAGAACAAAACUUUGUUAUAUGAGCAGAGCAAGCUGCGAAGCAACAUAAAGUCCCUGUCUCCCCUGCGAGACAUCAACCAAGAAUUCAUCCUGAGAAUCCCUCAUUUCCUCUCCCGUUUGGUAGACUUUGCCACCAAGCUGCCAUAUGAACCAAGGUAUUCUGGGCUCACAAUGGAGGUGGAGCACUGGAUGCGUCUCAUUGAAGACUCCAUGCGUGAAGUGCUGAGAGCCCACCAGAACCAACAACCUUCAUCUUCUGGCUCACCUAGUGCAACUCCACAAACUAAUCCUAGACAUCUUAUGGAUCUGAUGAAUCGAAUACAGCCCCAGACCAUCGCCAACCAGAUAGAUUCUCUGACGGGUCCCAUGCUGCAGCGUGUGGAGAGUGUCUAUGUACUAGGUCUGCUGCUGCUCGGUAAACAGCGCAAGGAGGUGCAAGUACAGCUGGCUAGACUUAGGCUUAUUCCUCGUCUCUCAUCUCUCUUUGACCUCUUCAUCUGGAAGUGUGAAACGUAUCAGGAAAGGAUAAGAGUUCCAGGUCACCUAAGCUCCUGUGAAUGCAGUCCUGAAGUUGCCCUCAAGAUACAGUUCCUCAGACUAGUGCAUAGUUUCUGUGAUCAGUCAGACUACAGAUACCUGAUGCUCACUCCCAAGGAGUUCAGUGAAGUGCGCAAGAUCCACAUCCACUAUGGUCGUGAGGACAACUUCUCCCUACACCCCAGCCCUUCCCCAUCUCAGUCUCCUACCACAGUAUCCCCUGAAAGUUCCAAUGGCAAUGAACCUGCCAAAUCCAACCUGCCCUGCAAUGACAACAGCCAGCCUGAAAGAACAGAGGAAUGGGCAGCAACUAACAUUGCCAGUCAGGCCAGGCCUCUAGUGGAGUAUCCUGCUGAGCAGAUGUGUAGUGGCUCCAAAGGAUUGCUGCUCAAGAUUGUAGAAGCCCUCAAGAAGGAAACAACUGGAUCAACAUUCAGGUUUUGGUUUUCAAGAGCCAUUGAGAGCUACUUACGCAGCCCCAACCCGUAUGCUGACCAAGUAUUUUUGUUGAGACGUGGACUGCUAAAGCACCUUGCUGGGUCUUUGCUACAAUGUGAUCCUGGACCCAACCAGAAGGAGGUGCUUCAGUCUACCUUUGACCUUCUUGGAGAGCUGCUGAAGUUCAAUGACAAGGCAUACAAGAGACUGGACUCACUCAUUGCAGCAGAAUUUAAGGAAAAGCAGCUGUUCUCGUUGGUGACCAAGAAUCUUGUGGACUCCAACAUGCUGGUGCGUUCACUAGUCCUCUCCCAUGACUAUUUUGUAAGAGUUCAAGGUGCAGAAGCCUUUGUGGCUAAAUCUCGUACCCUUCACCACGUGUCCACCUUCAGGCAGCGGCUCAGCUUUCUGGUACAACUCAUCAAAACAAUCAGUGUUGACACUUUGACACAGGAAAAUGUGAGUUGCUUGAACACAUCACUAGUUAUCCUGAUGUUGGCUCACAAACAUUCGGAACUCCCUCUGUACCUGGAGGCCCUGCGCACUCACGUGGAGCCACAUCUUCUCACCAACCUGCGGUCCCUCCUCCGUUUCUGGCAGACACAUUACCUCCACAACAAGGACAAGGAUUGUAACACACUGCAACGGAGUUCGGGUAUUUCUUUUGACUUUUGGCGUGAGACUGUUGCAACCCUGGUGGCAGAGAAGAAGCUCUCUCCUGACUGUAUCUACCACUACCUCUCGCCUGAGGAUCUCACUCUCUCCCGCACCAGCUAGUGUGUGGCCUCACCCAGUCCUCAUCCCCAUCCCAGUACUCAGAGGCUGGUUCCCAUGGUGGCAGGUGAGGAGGGUGACAGUGAUAGUGAUGGAUGAGUCUUGUUCAUUGUGAAUGUUAAAUUUUACUAAGCACUCUGACAUGAAUGGUAAGUGGAGAUGUCUAGUUGAAAGCCUGACAAAAAGGAGACAGUAAGUAGGAUGGUGAUGAUGGUCAGUUCCAGACGAGAUACAGUACAAACAGGCUCUGGGACUACUAUUUAGGCUAGACAAGAGUUGCAGCAUUGAUUGACACAAAACUUGUAACCAUAAGGGAAGAAAAUUUACCUACUAAUUUUUCCGGGUGAAAAGAAGUUGUGAUUUUGUAAAUAUGUAAUGCAAUGCCAAUACAGCCACCACAGUUUGGUUGUAUUUCACCUAAUAUGAGUUUGUAUGAGAUAGUUCACUACACGGAAGGGAAUCACUAUGUACUUGUGUUAUAUUGUGGGAUGUUUGCAAAAAUAGAAAUACCUUACUAACAUUUACUGACAAAGUCAUCAGGCAUUAUAAAUUAUUGUUUUGUUAAUUUUAACAAACAGCUUCAUUGAACUAAAAGAUGUCUGUCUUGGAAUAGAAGUGCAACCUAAUAUAUAUAAAAAAAUUUUGUGUGAUGUUUUACAAGAGGUUAGAAACCCUGGGUUUUAAUACAUACCUUGGAUUGUUAUUGUCAUAGGUUUUAUUUAAGCUCAUAUAUUUAGCCUUAAGUGAGAGUUUAUUUCCCUGCUAUCUAUUAAAGAAAAUUACUUUUACAGUUAUAAUAUGUGUAUUUUGUUGUUUAGAGUAUAUUGAGACAAUCUAGAUGCCACAUAAUCUAAUUAUAUUUUUGUUGAUAUGUCUUAUAGUGUUUCUCUUUGUUGAACAAGCACAAACAUCACUAAUAAGAUAACCCUGAAUUUAUUAGGUGCCCAAUGCACUGUGGACCACAAAUAUUGAACCUGAGAUAAUACAGGACACAAGAAAAGAGUUUGUUUAUUUGACUAGGUCCAUGUUUUUUCCUGACAGAAGAAAGAACAAACCUCAAACUUGAGACUUGAAGUGUCUUUUGGACAUCUGUGAUUGUGGGCAUUGAGCACAGGAGUAGUAGUUAGUGGGACAUCAUGUGAUGUACACAGACAUGUACCCAAGCUCUCUUCUUGUAACUUGUGACAGAAAAUAUUAAAAUUCCCUGCAGUUAAUUUGUAGUAAGGUCAAUGUAUUAGUGGCUUUAAAUCGAUCUGGUAAAGGUGGUGUUGGCAAGAUGAGAGACUACACAUUAUCAUAAGUUCUUCCAAGCAUCUUCCACACACACUGCACAAGACACCUCAAGCUUGUUUGAUGAUCCAUUUGAAAAGAUAGUAUUCUCUUACAUGUUUGUAUAUAAUGAGGAACCAUCAUCCUGUUUUAAGGAUGCUUUUACCAUUUGUUGUCUCUCAACUCCACUGCCUAAUUGGUAUGAGGUUUUCAAGUAGUCUUAGUUGAGUAAUGCUAAGCUACCCUUCCCCAGGCUGCUUUGUGGGUGCCUGAGGAUUUGCUUCAAUGUGAUAUACAGUGUUGAUGUCUGUAAAGACUGGCAAGUAUUGGUUUAGUUAUAGUGAUUCUGUUUGUGCUCAAUUAUACGCUACAAAUUUAUUUUGUGUAGUUCAGUGAUGCUGCCACUAUUACUACUUUGGUGCUCUCCAGUUCUUUGUGAGUGCAUGUGUGUGUAUGCACAUGGGUGCUUAUGUGUGCAUGACUGUAGGUGAAAAUCCCUGACAAGAGGGUGAACCAAAGCCAAGGCUGUACACUUGAACACAACCUCAUGCCUGCCAUUUAUAGCUGAAUAUUAGAAAGCCGAAAGCCGUUGGAUCGCCUAACUGAUAGAGAUCUCUCGUAGGCAUGAACUUUGCCAUCUGUAAUAUUUGUUUCCUUCUUGUUGGAAUUUGCACAUGCCUCAUCAAGUUUUAGUCCAUGAUGUACUUGCACAUGAUGUGUACAAGUUACUAUGUGUUAUCAGUCAUGUACAUUUUCUACUUCUUUUGAUUUGUGUAGGCUUAAAAUGUAUUUUUGCUUACAAGUCAUUUGUGGGAAAGUAGUUUGCUUAUUUUCCCAUUAUAUGAUUGGGUGAUGAUCUCAUUAUUCACCAUUUGGCUGAGAAAUUUCUAACAACAUUUAUCAUUAUGAUCAAUGCACUCUACGGUGUAUAUGAUGUUAUUGAGAACCAUGAUAUUUUUUUUUUCAUAUCAGUAAUAGUUUUCAAUGGAAGAGGAUUUUUUUGGAGGAGGAACUUUGCUUUGGAUGAGAUGCCUGCUUCAGGAUCAGUCUAUCAGUCUUAUUGACUGGCUACAUACUUAGAAGUUGCUGGAGAGAGAGAGAGAGAGAGAGAGAGAGAGUGAGAGUGCUCUGUCUGACCAAGAUAGAUGCAUUUUGCAUAAAAUCUCUUUAUAUAAAAAGCUCUUAUGAUUUGCUAUGGACAUCUUUUCAAACACUUAAUCUGACUUGCUUUGUGAUUUCAAUGGAUAUUUCAUUUUGAUUACAAAUAGAUCAAGAUUGAAUGCUAAUGAAAGCAGUACUCACUGGCUACACCUUACAGUUACAGAUGGAUCCAAGUCCAUAAGUCUGAUCCAAAAGUAGUGAGAGAUACCUAUAUAAAGUGAUGUCAUGGAUAUCUAUACAAGUAGCCUGAUAGUAACACCUGGCAACUUACUUAGCCUCAUAAUGCUUAAUGUUAAUGAGAAAUAUUAUUUACGUCCAGUUUCUGAAUGUUCAAGGAGAAUGGAGAGAACAUAUCAUGGCAAGAGAACUUCAUAAAUUAGGGGUCAAAGUUGGAGAAAUUUUGACUACAGUUAAAAAGUAGACAUGAAGACACUUUAUAUAAUAAUGCUUAAUAAAUAGCAAAUGGACAAUAUUACUAAUGAAAUGACCACCUCUGAAUUGCAAAAGGGGGCAGAGUAGACAGAAAACUAGAUGAAGAGAUACAGUCAGAGAUUUUGCAAAAUUGGCUAUAACUGAUAGACCACAAACAGAAAGUAGAAGGUUGAUGGAAGCUCCUGUCUUGUAGUGUACUCUUACAAGAUGGUGAUGAUAAUCACUACACUUGUUUUGUUUGGAAAUCAAAAUACAACUUUAAAAGAUGGUUACACAACUAUAUAUAUAUAUAUAUAUAUAUAUAUAUAUAUAUAUAUAUAUAUAUAUAUAUAUAUAUAUAUAUAUAUAUAUAUAUAUGCUUCCAUCUUUCUGCAUCUCCUUCUAAUACUUCUGAACUUUUGUCCCACAAUGAAGAAUACAGAUGUGAGUGACAUGAUAGCUAGUCUUGUGCCACUUAUGUUGAUAGCAGUUUUGUAUGGUGUCAGUUACUUGAAUGUUCUGUUAGUGGUGCCUUUGGCUUUUAUUCACCCUCAUGUUAGGGACUCUUAUGGAGAAGUAUAUUUACAUACUUAUAAUUAUGAGUGGAUACCAGGGAUGGAGUGAAUACAAGAGUAAUGUAUCAGAUAUGAAUGCCAAUACUGAAAAUUACCAGUUACCAAUACACUGAAACACUGUUAAUUUGAAUACUAAUACUUCAUUAAAUUAUUUGCAAAUACAUUGUUUUUUCUUGAAAAUAACUUUUGAUGCAAAUCAACAAAACACAAUGCUAAAGCUAUUUAAUGGUGAAAUUUUGAAGAGUGAUAUACAACUGGUGAUAGGUAUAGAGAAGGAUAAGGGAGACAACACAAAUUGUAAUACAAGUUCAAUACAGCUAUUUUAUAGCAAAAUUGAAAAGUCAAAUUACCUAUAUAUACAUUACAACAUUAAAGGAUUCUAAGCUCUUUGACUAGGGCAAUGGAAAAUAUGUGGGGUUUUUAAGAGAACUUGGUGAUUGUGAUUAGACAUAUCUUAAGAAGCUGACUUUUUUCAUCCCUAAUAAUGAAAUAUAUUUUUAAAUAUUUACAAGCUGCCUUGAAGGUGCCAGUUCUCUCAUUUGGGAGCUCAAAAAAGCCUUUACACCACUGGUGAUAAUUUGGAUGUCAUUUUAGAGUUAAAAUUAUAAAAUAUAAAGAAAUAAGACAUGUUAUCUGUCCAUACACAAUUCGGGCACAAUUGACUUUUUACACGUUAUCAUUUCUUCCAUUUUAAUAAUGUAAUUAUUUAGGCAGUAACAUAGAAAAAUUUUAUCAGGCAACAUGGUCAUGGAUGUAAUUAUCUGCUUGAAGGCAAGAUCACAAAUUUUGGGGUCUAAAUUCUGGCUCACAGUUCUAUAAACUUAGAUGUUCUGGGCUGUCAUGUGGGUGGCAAACUACAACAAGUAUUAGUAGCACCAUUAGUUUAAUCAGAAUAUCAAACCAAAACUGGCAAUGCAUGCUUGCCAUUCAUGCAAACACUGAAAUUUUAAUAAUUUAAUUGGUAUAACAAACUAAAACUCGCAAGACUAACUCACCAACUGUGCAAGAUGCUGCUCAUCUAUCUGCCGCCUGUCCCUUCCUCCCUUUUUUACUUUCCUCUCCCUUCUUUCCUCUUGCCUCAAACCUCCCUCCCCAUCACUUCCUCUCCCCCUUAUCUGUCAGAGAUAAGGGACAAGGGAUUGAUACUGCACUCUCUCUCUCUCUCUCUCUCUCUCUCUCUCUCUCUCUCUCUCUCUCUCUCUCUCUCUCUCUCUCUCUCUCUCUCUCUCUCUCUCUCUCUCUCUCUCUCUCUCUCCCUGAUUCAUUUUAUGUAAUUUUUGCUUCAUCCUUUCCCACUCUUUCUCACUCUUGUAUACUUAAUUCCAUUUUCAUUCUCAAUCAGUCUCAUGCUAUUUAGCAAUCCUUAGUUCUUACUUUAGUUCUUAGUUCUUACUUUCAGAAAGAGAGAGAGGUGAAAUAGUUCUGAAAAGGUCAAAAGGAGAAGGAAGAGAGAGAGAGAGAGAGAGGGGGGGGUUACUGUACAUAUACACGUGACAUCAAGAGUAGGUAAAUGUGACCAAUACUUGUCAAAGCAGUGUGAAACUCGGGAUAAUAAUGUGUGGAAAUUGGUAUAGUAAGAAUUUAUGACUAGGCAUGAAAUUUGGGAUGGUACUUUCUAUAUUUGUUAUUUCAAAUAUAGUAGUGCAAAUGUGCUUAUUUUGAUGUAUUUUUUUUUAUUUGUGUAAUUUUUUAUAUUAUUUUCUGGUUCCCUGGAACCAAUUCAUUUUUUCUCAUAGGCUCUUCAUUCGCCAUAAUGCACAUUUGCCAUAAUGAAUGCUACAUUGGAGUGAAUCAUGUUCAUUGUCACAUACCCUACUGUAUAUAUAUAUAUAUAUAUAUAUAUAUAUAUAUAUAUAUAUAUAUAUAUAUAUAUAUAUAUAUAUAUAUAUAUAUAUAUAUAUAUAUAUAUAAGGAAGUAAGAACAUGUGAAGCAGUUUUACAGGAAAAGCAUCAAGUCUGCUUGUCUUGUACUGAGUGUACUAAUCCCGCACUUGUCCUGCAGCAAAUCAGGCACCAGUGAAUCAUUGCCAUUUCUUACAAGAAAAAUAUUCAAAAGCAUGAAAAAAGAGUAAGGUCUUUUUGUUGAUAAUAACAAUAAGUGCAAUUAUGAAGUUAAAUGACCUUAAUUGUUUUUAAUGUAAAUUAAAUUAGUUACUUUAACAUUACAGAUCUGAUUAAAGUGUUAGUCCUACUUAUGAUUUUUGUGUGGAAAACUCAUCUUGGGUAAUGCAUAUUAAACUAUGGUUUCAUUUAACACUGGCCAAGUUUAAUACAAGAAAAAGGCCUCUUAAGACUGAAACAAAUAACCAGUUCAAAUAAACAAGGAUUAAUGAAAAAAAAAUAAAAAUAAAAGAAUGAACUUCAGAAAAUCUUAUUUAUUUAUUUAUUUAUUUAUUUAUUUAUUUAUUUUUAUUUAUUUAUUUAUUUUUUUAAAUCAUGAUUUUUUUCCUGCCCUGCUUUUGAACCUGGUAACUGAGGAAUUAAAAAUGCUCUAUCCAUUUCCCUAUUUUAAAAGAAGUACAAAGUUCUCAGGGAAAGUUCCCAGCCCUUUCACCUCACCCCUUUAUACAGUAGUGUCUCAGAUUAUGUUUAAAAUACAUAAAUUUCAAGCAAAAUUUAUCACACAUUUAUUUAAUAGAUUAUUUGUAAUAUAAUUAAAACUCGAAAUAGCAAGCACUGAAAACUUUAUUGACUUUGAAUUUUUUCAAAGCUUUGACUUAUUGUUUAAUUACAUGAACUUAAUGUUACUCUAACUCACACCCUCAAUCCCCUACAGAAACCCAUAACUUAAUAUAUUCACCUUUUACUUCAUGUAAGGAAUAUAGAGAUAUAUUUCCAUGCUUCAGUCCCAAAAUGAGGAGUAAACAAUACUGGUACAAAUACAUUCAUCACACAUAAAGAUGCACAUAUCACACUACAAUUUUCAACAUUUGCCUCUCCACUGCUAGUUGUACAACCAAACUCUAACUGAAAUGGUUGGUUUAUCAACUUCUUUAAGUCUUAAAGUUUUAGAUCCUAGCCAUCAGCAAUCUUUUACCUUCUUAUAAAUCAUUUUAUUAAUUCACCAUCAUCAUCCUUUCUUCCGACAUCUUCAAAGGCUGUGUUCAUGGAGGAUGACUUUAAUUUAUCAUCCUCUUUUGGUGGCAUUCUAGUUCUCUUGGAGCAUAAUUGACAUUCAUAACACUUGAUAGAUUAUUCUGCCCAGGUUUUUACACUCCAGCAUCUUAUCACUCCUUUACAGGUCUUAAUCUCAAGCUAUUAGCAUUUCUUUUAUAAAAUACAAAUUCUUUGGUCAUCUAUAAGCAGCAACUUAGUUUCUUUUUACUAUCUACAUUUGUUCAUAUGAGGUACAAUCAAAGUUUUUAGACUCCCUAUAUGAAAAGCAGGUGCUGUAUCAGAUCUAAAAUUUUACCCAUCAUCCCUUUCAGUAUAUUCAUCAUGUUGAGUGAAUUACUGUUCCUUGCACUUCUGCCAUUAUUGAAAUGUUCCUUGUUCUUUGACUGUUUAAAGCACUUUCUACAAACAGGAAGGUAAUGAGUGAUGACUGAGUUUUCACAAUUGUUCUCAAUGCAUUGCAAGGUUCGUUAUCAUGAUGUGUUAUCAGACACUUUACCAGAAACUUGACAGCAGCACAGAGCAUAUUCAAAUUAAGCAUGAGGAUUGUAUGAGCUGUUCCAUUUGAUACUGCUAUGUCAGCAACAUUUUUGGUGAUCCCAUGAUUAUGUCAAGCCUUUUUUCCAACAUCUUCAAAUGCUGUGUUCAUGGAGGAUGACUUUAAUUUACCAUCCUCUUUCAGUGGCUUUCUAGUCCUCUUGGAGCAUGAGUGACAUUCAUAACAUCACAUCCAAAAUCACUGGUUUCAUUGCUGUAGGCAUGUUACAUAAUUUUGAGGGUUUCUGUUUGUGAAUUCUUUAAUUUUUCAAAUAAUUUGGUGUUUGUUCUCUGUUCAAAUUUGAGAUCCACAGUGACAUUGCAAAUGUAACACAGGUCUUAAUAAUGAUAGUGACACACCACUUGGUAUGUAGACAAACUAAGUUAAAAAUUGUGUUUCUUUGCUACAUGACAGUCUAGCUCCCUAAUCCAUAAUCCUGCCCCCUGCCUCUGCUUUGAGUGUUUAGGUCAAAAUACUGAGAAAGGGGAAGGAGGACAAUACACCAGCCCAAAGUACUAACUAGAUACAAGCUUUUUCUGAGCAUGCAAUAAAAGACUAAAAUCUGAAAUUGCUCCAGCACCAGUGUUGACAGUAUGACAGAUUGUAGCCAUUAUAUAAGUGCAAAUCAGAACUCCAGAUAAAUAGUCAAAUCAAUACUUGUAGUAUGAAACCUAGUUUAAAAAAUAUUGUUGGUCUAUAUCAGUGAUGUAAUUCUACAAGCUACUAAAUAUUUGCAAGUAUUAAAGUUGUAGGAUGACAGGCAUGAAAAUAUGAAAAUUCCUACAGUUCCUGCCAGGGGCCUGAUUUUGGGGAAAGCCUAUCAAGAGGCACAUUUUGAUGGCCAAGCCAUACCUAUAUUAAACAGAAUCCCCACAUGAUAUGUAGCAAGUGGCUUGGGGCAAGCACUGGAGUCAUGAGGUUGCCAGGCAUAAUAUUGCCUCUGUUUAACUGGCCUUUGCACCAUAUAUAUUUUUUUUUCUUUUACACUUUAUGCUACACAACCUUCCUUUCUUCUCAGAAGCAUUGGCUACUAUGUUUAUUGUAAUGCACUCAGUAACCUAUCAGCAUCAAUGAGCAUGCCUCCCAUCCAGUGAUUCUGUUAUGUAGGUAGGUGACAUUCAUGGGCAUGCCUGGCAGAAUUUACCUACCAACUGUGCUGUCCACCAGGCAUGCCUUUAGAAGUCUAAGAGAGACAAGAAUAUGUAGUUACAUAUGUAUUGUAAUUACUGAGGAAUCAAGUAUCAUUUCACUGCUAAUGACCUUACAACUUCAAGCUGAAGACCAGUGAUGACCUCCAUCAUGAGACAUGACUUGAGAAAUUGGUGUAGGCAACUUUCAAAUGCUCACAUACAUAUGUGAUAAAACAAAAGUAUGGUACUGUUGUAUCAUACUGUACAGGUUUACAUAUAUUUAUGAGAAAAUUACUACAUGCAUGCCUGUGCAUAUAUAUGCAUCUACACAGCUGUAUUAAUUUUUGUACGCAUGAUUGUGCUUAAACUUGCACACAUGCAUAUGUGCAUGUUGAUGUUUGGAUGUGUGUAGCUAUUCAUAUACAUAUUUGCAUAUAAAUUUUUACAUGACACAUUUCCACUGAUGUGUUUUAUGUAAGAUUCUCACCUUCUGUCGCCCCCCCCCUCUUUCUCUCUCUCUCUCUCUCUCUCUCUCUCUCUCUCUCUCUCUCUGUGUGUGUGUGUGUGUGUGUGUGUGUGUGUGUGUGUGUAAGUUAGCUGAAGUGAUCUAACCAUUCUCAGACACUGAACUAGUAAUGCUGGCAGAUUUUUUUUUUUUUUUUUUUUGUGUGUGUGUGGAAAAUUAGUACUAGAAGCACAAAGAAAGUAAGAGAAGAAAGUUUAAGAAAUAUGUUUAGAAUAAUUUGGUGCUGAUCCACAACCCUGUAUCCAAAAUCUGAAAAUGAUUUUUUUUUUUUUUCUUUUUUCCAUGGAUGUCAUCCACAUCCCAAAUCCUGCAUUCACCAAAGUGAUGACCAGAAGCUAAUGGUUCACUGUAUAAUUUUCACUGAAGGUAAAAAGUUUGUUAGCUCAGGGUUAGGAGGUGAUGCAUCUGAAACAGAUGAGGGAAUGGCUUUGGGCCAAUGUGAUAUUUUGCCACCACCACUGGUGUCUGCUAAAAAAAAAAAAAAAAAAAAAAAUCCAAAUGAUGAAAUGUUUUCUUCACUCUAAUGAAAAUAAAUUUUUCAUGAAAAUAAAAAUAUAUGUAUUGUCAUUUAAGAUGUCUGUUAUGCUCUAAACAAGUGACUAUUAUGAUAGACAGUGACAGUGACCACCACCACCACUGUUUGGUAAUUAGUUUGUAAGCAAGGAAAUGCUUACAAUGUGUAGUACCCAAUAAUAUUAAUAAUGUAAUAUACUGCAGAAUAAUAGACAAAAAUUUUUUUGUAAUCUUUUCAUUACCAAAAACAGUUUUUUGUCUAUUAUUCUGAAGUAUAUAUAAGAAAAAAAAAAAAUUAAGAUCCAAAAAAUAUCUGGUGCCAAGGAUAGGAUAAAGGGUUGUGAAUCUGUACAGGGACCCAGACACUCAUAUUUUCUUCUAUCUUCAUAAGCAUUCUUAUUGCUGAGGUAUAUAUUUUUUACUGAUAUAAACUUCAUUUAUGAUUGCAGUCAAGUAAAACAAAAAAGCAAGAUGUUCCACAACAAUAUACCAAGGAGUUUCAUUUUGCCAUAGCAUUUAAAGCAAGACAGUGGUAUGUGAUAGUACCAUCACUGGAGGAACAUGUUAAAACUAGAAAGCUAAAGUUUUGAUGCACUCAGAGGUGAAAUGCUGUAAAACCUGCUGUUGUAUUUAGGAUAUAUGAUGAAGAACUUGUCAGCUUUGAUAAAUGAAUGAAUACUUAUCAUAGAGAGCAUAUGUUGUACAUGGAAAAACUGAGUGCUUGGUGAGGAAAAACAUCCUGAUUAGGUAAUUUUCAAUAGGAACAAGAUGUGUUAUUAGUAUUCCAUUGUUGCUUAAAGAAUGAAUGUAAUAAAGCUAAGCGCGUGCGCACACACACACACACACACACACACACACACACACACACACACAUGUUAAAGACCAAAAGAACAAUAAAAUAAAAUAUACAUUUAAUUAUAUGUCAUGCCACAUCCACACAAGCAGGCAUGCCUGAUGCACAAACAUUAUUGUAUUUUCAUUGCACAAAUUUUACCUUUUCCAUGUGACUGAGCAAUGUUUAGUGAAUAUGAGGACUUUGCCUGUCAGUGAGCACAGGUAAAGCAUUGAUUUGCUCAAGCUCAUGGCUCAUACAGGGCACAGGCAAAGUUUGUAUACUUACCUGGUGAGGACAAUGCCUGCUUGUUAGGCACUGCCUGAUAACAUGAUAGGAUGUGUUCAUCUGGUUACACAGCUAAAAAGUGUGAUAUAUACACUCAGUGUUCACCAGGCAAUGCUUGAUCAUGUGAAUACGGUAAGGAUAAACAAAAAAGAAGAAUUAGAAAACAAAAAUGUGUAUCAACUAAUAAAACCAAAAUUGACUUAAAAGAAACCAGCCAAUAACAUUGUCACCAGGUAUGACACCCUCUAAACAUCAUGAAUUUCACCACACCAUGGUGCUUUGCUUCAGCAUCUACUUUGCUGCUUUCCAGCUGUGCCCACCCCAAGCAUAAUCAAUGAUGAGAGUAAGGAGUCAACACUUCGGUACUUUAAAACUUCCUACUAUCCUGACUACUUAGUCUCAUUCCUAUCAUCAUCUGACUCUACAGUAACAUAGUAACAAUGGCAUUCUUCUUGAUCCAUGGCUUCAUACCACAUUGGCAGAAUUACUUUGUCAGUCUGAUCCAGCCACAAUAAAGUUUAUGAAAUAGAUAACACCCAUUAUAUUGAUUAGUGCUAUGCAGUUGCUUGCACUGUGGAUGGAUAAAAAAAAAACUAGGUAAGAAUUUUGAAGGAAAGAUGUGAACUGUCCUCCAUUAUAACUAGCUUUCUUUAGCCCUGUCACCAGCACCACAAACCAAUGACAAAACUGGGAUGCAGUAGUAGCAGCAGUGUACCAGGUUUUAGCCUUACAAGCAAGGUGCAUUAUUUUUCAAAACUUUGAUUUGAAUUGAUCAUGGUAGCCAUUUCAUCCAUUUCUUUCCCAUAACAUGUACUUUACUUUCAUGAUGAUCAUGAUUAGUGUUUAGUUCUGCAAAGCUUGCCAAGAUCUGUCAAUAUAUUCUCUGAUAAAAAGCAUCUUCAUUGUUAUUCUUUUAUCUAUGGAUAGAAAAUAUUUUCUGCAUUAAAAUUAUAUUAUGUAACUUUUGUGCCCUAGAAAAAAAAAAUAGUAUGUGAAAGUACACACUUUACUUAUUUAUUUUAAUAAAAAAGCAACUGAUCACACAUUUCACAUCUAUUGGCAGUAAUGAGAAACUUGAGGAAGGGCAGCCAUAGUGGGUGUAAGUUUUGAAGUCUAGUUAUUACACUGGUUCCAUCACUGAUGCAAUUAUGUAUGUAAGGACAUCAUUUGCUUGCAUGCAUUUUUGUGUACACAUGUGCACUUUCUUGUAUAUCUGAAUUAUUUUAUGUUGGUCAUGAUUUUUACGAGGAAGUCUGGAAAGCAGGAAUGUGCAGUCCAGUUCCUUAACACAUCUGAGUGAAAAUUCCUACCUCAAAAUAAGUUAAUCAUAAUUGGACUAGUGGAAAUAAAUAUAUUCUUAGUGGUGUUCUGGAAAUAAACUUGUGUUUUGGCAGUGUUCAGCUCUAAAAUUAGUUUGGACUACAUACUUUUGUAUUCCAGAAAUCUUCUGCAAACCUUUGAAUAUAGUAAGUCACCAUUAAGGUCUGCCUGCACAAAUUUGUCCAUGGCCCUCACAGCUAAACAGCACAUUACAGAAAUUUCACUAGAAAAUGUCACCUAUAUUUACAAAUUGCACUACAAAUAUUCUUCACAAUGUAUCAUUGUACAGUUAGUGGCACCCAGUCACACUUUACAGACUUAAAUUAUAGUUAUUGCUGCAGUAGAGUCCCUGCAUUCAUGACCAUUUGGUUCUGUGGUUCCUCAUGUAUGGGUGAAAAUGUGAAUCCAAAUAGUUCAUGCAUUAUUUUAGAAAUGUAUGUAAGUAUAAUGGGAAAUGUAUUUUGGUAAGAAAGAUAUUUGUACAAUAGAAAGAUGGAUUUGCUGCCAGUCCAGUCAUAGGGUAGCAUGUUUUUUUUUUUUUUUUUUUUUUUUCUGAACUUUUUUUUUUUUUAUAUAUAUAUACAAAUGGUGCAGACAAUUCCUACUCUUCUGUCAGAGAAGAAGACUUGGACAGAGUCUGACACACAGGAUAGGGAAGAUGGAGGUUAUCUGGUGCUGGACCAGCAGGAGAGUCAGGAAUGGUUUCUGUGUGUUUUCUUUUCACUAGAGCCAAGAAAAAUACUUGCAUAACGUACACAUUCACUUUUGAAGAAAGUGUUGUGAUUGUUGUUUGCUUAGUGUACAAAACAUAGGAACAUGAUACUACAGUUUUUUUUUUUUUUUUUUUUUUUUUUUUUUUACAACACAGUGGAUUCAUUAACGUUAAAUUCUCAGCCAUCACCAUUCACAUUCUUCAACACCAAUCUUUCUAGCACUUGCACUUUUCCUCUAAUGUCAGUACUUUCUUCUCAGGCUUAGGUCCCUAAUCAAUCUUUUCCAUGCACAGACAGUGUAAGAGGUUUAGUUGAUAUCUUGGGAAGCAUCAGCCUGAUGGCUGGAGGCAAAUUGGUAACCUGUGGCUUAGCCAUUAGGUGAGAAGUGGCAGAAUUAUGCACAUGCACAAUUCAGAUGUGAAGACCUUGUGCUUCUUCAUAUUUUGCAGGAAAAUUAUUAAUUUUACCAAAAAUAUGUUUAGUUGAAGUUCACAGGUGUUGAAUUUAUGUACGCAGGGGCUCUGACUUUAUUAUUUACCUUAAUGGAGAUUUUUCAGAUCAGAUAAUAAGAGAUGAUCACUAUGAAGCAUCACAUAUGAGGGAGGAAAAAUGUAGUUGAUGCUGUGCAUAAAUCUCCAUUACACACAUGCCAGGUGCUAAGGACAAGUUUAUGUAGAAUUUAUUGGUAAUUAUUUAUUCCACCAGUAAUGAACAAUAAACAUAAUGAGAUAAUGCAAUUGAAAAAUACCAAGAGUUUAGUUAGUAUUAGGAGAAAGGAAAAAACUUUAAUGGUGCUGGACUUUGUAAUAUGUUUUGAUAUCAGUCGAAUACGUGGAAAUGUGUGCUGCUGGUCAGUUAAGAAUGAAAGCUUUAGAGAUAAAAUGUUUUGAUAUCAGUGGACUAUAUGGAAAUAUGUAUUGCUGAUCUGUUAGGAAUGAAAGCUUCAGGGAGAAUCAUGCAAAUGGUACAUAAUUAUGAUCUAUGUAAUGAUGGAGAAUGAAUGUCAUAGUUUGGAUAUGCAUUUGUGAACCUUGUUAAUUUAAAACUUUUUAGUAUUAAAUAUUGGUGUGAAAGGAAAGGAUGGUUAUGUUCUAAGCUAGUAUAUACAAUGGUGUCUGGAUUAUUUACUGGUCUGUGUUUCAUAAAUCCCAUGUAUAUAUUGUAAAUAAAUCACUACUGUGUAUAA
This is a messenger RNA of Scylla paramamosain (green mud crab), 16115 nucleotides long. Its product is annotated as short transient receptor potential channel 4-associated protein-like. Gene Ontology annotation, molecular function: phosphatase binding. The transcript has 16 exons. Gene Ontology annotation, cellular component: Cul4A-RING E3 ubiquitin ligase complex. Gene Ontology annotation, biological process: ubiquitin-dependent protein catabolic process. Bases 95 to 2542 code for a protein of 815 amino acids. The record is from RefSeq and is a predicted model, not a curated record. NCBI's taxonomy places the organism in Eukaryota, Metazoa, Arthropoda, Malacostraca, Decapoda, Portunidae.